Molecule: messenger RNA, 2558 nt
Organism: Rhinichthys klamathensis goyatoka
Lineage: Eukaryota; Metazoa; Chordata; Actinopteri; Cypriniformes; Leuciscidae
Gene: smad2
Product: SMAD family member 2
Exons: 12
Coding region: 424-1830 (468 amino acids)
Biological process (GO): regulation of transcription by RNA polymerase II; anatomical structure morphogenesis; BMP signaling pathway
Cellular component (GO): heteromeric SMAD protein complex
Molecular function (GO): RNA polymerase II cis-regulatory region sequence-specific DNA binding; DNA-binding transcription factor activity, RNA polymerase II-specific; I-SMAD binding
Source: RefSeq, a predicted model, not a curated record
UAAGGUUAGGUUGCGCGCGCUGGAGGCCGUCGUCUGCUGCUGUAAUUCGGCUACAGUGGGAAGGAAAAUAUUGUUUAAAGUCGCCUUUUACCCACCCACGAAUAAUCCGUUUCGCUGGGAUUUUACGCUACUCCUUCCUUACAGAGAAAGCUUCUCGCUAAAAGGGCAGACCGGGACAGUGAGUCGAUUAGCGGCCCAUGCAGCCAUAACAAGCCCGUGAUACUCCACCAGAUCACUGGAGAAGGUGACCCCUCGCCCCCCUUUCCUCUCCCGUUUCCUAAGCUUCUGUCCCCUGCCCCCUCAUAAUCAGCCCAGGGACCCUCUUCCUAAAAGCCAGUUAGGAACGUUGGGUCUGUUCCUCCCCAUUCUCCUAGCCUCCAUCUGUCUCUCUAACUCUGACCGCUCAUCGGACUCCCCAAAACCAUGUCCUCCAUCUUGCCUUUCACUCCGCCCGUGGUGAAGCGUCUGCUGGGCUGGAAGAAGUCGGCCAGCGGUUCGAGCGGAGCGGGAGGGGGCGGAGAGCAGAACGGCCAGGAGGAGAAGUGGUGCGAGAAGGCCGUCAAAAGCCUGGUGAAGAAGCUGAAGAAGACGGGCCAGCUGGACGAGCUGGAGAAAGCCAUCACCACACAGAACCUCAACACCAAGUGUGUCACCAUCCCCAGCAAUUGCUCUGAAAUUUGGGGACUGAGUACACCAAAUACGAUAGAACAGUGGGAUACCUCAGGCCUUUACAGCUACCCUGACCAAACCAGAUCUCUGGACGGGCGUCUGCAAGUGUCUCACCGUAAAGGUCUGCCUCAUGUCAUCUACUGCCGCCUGUGGCGAUGGCCCGACCUGCACAGCCACCACGAGCUGCGCGCCAUCGAGACCUGCGAGUACGCCUUCAACCUCAAGAAGGAUGAAGUCUGCAUCAACCCCUACCACUACCAGCGGGUGGAGACGCCAGUUCUUCCUCCCGUCCUCGUGCCAAGACACACAGAGAUCCUGACUGAGCUGCCUCCUCUGGACGACUACACCAACUCCAUACCUGAAAACACCAACUUCCCAACAGGGAUAGAGCCCCCUAACAAUUACAUACCAGAAACUCCUCCCCCGGGAUACAUCAGUGAGGAUGGAGAGGCCAGCGACCAGCAGAUGAAUCAAAGUAUGGACACAGGUUCUCCUGCAGAACUGUCGCCAAGCACACUCUCGCCUGUCAAUCAUGGCAUGGACCUGCAGCCAGUGACUUACUCGGAGCCUGCGUUUUGGUGCUCCAUAGCUUACUAUGAACUCAACCAGCGGGUGGGAGAAACGUUCCACGCCUCUCAGCCUUCCCUCACCGUGGACGGCUUCACAGACCCCUCCAACUCAGAGCGCUUCUGCCUGGGCCUGCUGUCCAACGUCAACCGCAACGCCACCGUGGAGAUGACCCGGAGACACAUAGGUCGAGGGGUCAGGCUGUAUUAUAUUGGUGGGGAAGUGUUUGCCGAAUGUCUUAGCGAUAGUGCCAUCUUCGUUCAAAGCCCUAACUGUAAUCAGAGGUAUGGCUGGCACCCUGCAACAGUCUGUAAAAUCCCCCCAGGCUGUAACCUGAAGAUCUUCAAUAACCAGGAGUUUGCGGCACUGCUGGCUCAGUCGGUGAACCAGGGCUUUGAGGCUGUAUAUCAGUUGACCAGGAUGUGCACCAUUCGCAUGAGUUUCGUCAAAGGCUGGGGAGCCGAGUACAGACGGCAGACGGUGACGAGCACCCCGUGCUGGAUCGAGCUUCACCUGAACGGCCCGCUGCAGUGGCUGGACAAGGUCCUGACUCAGAUGGGCUCGCCCUCCGUACGCUGCUCCAGUAUGUCCUAAUCGACACGACCAAGCUCUCUGCCCCCCCCCACCCCCAAAAACGACUGAUUCUACAAUCACAUCAACCGACAACAAGAACAACAGACUUACUAUAACCCCGCCCCCUCUUUCUCUAUCAUAGUACUCGUGAGCCUUUCUCUCUCUCUCUCUCGUCUCCCGACACUGACGUUCUCACCGUUCGGACCGGAACGCAGCACUUGCUGUCUCAUCAGCUUCAUGCACCUUUAAUUCUCUCUUGUUUUUCUUUCAUAAACCCUCAAUAUUAAAUGUAUUAGUAGUAGAAUAUGAAAUGUAUAUUGUUUUUUUUAUUUUAUUUGGAUGGUUUUCGAGAAGGAGGGAAGGUGCGUAUGAUGUGUGGAAGUUCAAGAAGGCAGGAAAUAACUUCACACACACACACUUGUAGCAGUAAGGCUUUUCCCCCCUUGAUGAAGUAAAUACUUUUCCUGGAUGGCGAUCCCAAUCCGGUCGUUCAAGGAGGUUACUUUUUCUGGCAAAAAGUCACAUUCUUUGUUUUUAUACACGUUAUGAUUGUGUAGAUUGGCGCGUAAAGACUUAAUCAUGUUUUUCGAUUUCUUCAGUAAUGCCAAAAGAUACCUUUUUAUUUGAAUAUUUUACGAUUUCUCCCCCCCAAACCACUAUAUAUGAAUGUUGCCUUUGAUUCGAGGUAUGCUGCUGUAAGACAUGCUUCUUUUAUUCAAACUGAUAGGAAUGUUUAACGCAAGGAAAAA